Messenger RNA from Nymphaea colorata (pocket water lily), 906 nucleotides. Its product is annotated as ubiquitin-NEDD8-like protein RUB2. Gene Ontology annotation, molecular function: protein tag activity; ubiquitin protein ligase binding. The coding region runs from base 234 to 701 and encodes 155 amino acids. Lineage: Eukaryota; Viridiplantae; Streptophyta; Magnoliopsida; Nymphaeales; Nymphaeaceae. Gene Ontology annotation, biological process: modification-dependent protein catabolic process; protein ubiquitination. The record is from RefSeq and is a predicted model, not a curated record. Gene Ontology annotation, cellular component: nucleus; cytoplasm. The transcript has 3 exons.
AGAGGCGAAUUACACAAGUCGGCAAAUGCCAAGCCUCACGAGUCACGACCCACUAGAGGUGGGACGAGGAGACAAAGAUGCAAUCCAAAUUAAAUAAGGUGACUAUUUUGUUUCACCCAAAAUAAAUACGGAGAGCAAUUGAAAUAUCGACGCCAUUUGUUUCCGUUGAAGUUUCGGCGUCUUUCUCCUUUCUUCCCUCGUCCCCUUCCUCCGAGAGAGACAGAAAAGAGAGGAUGCAGAUCUUCGUCAAGACCCUUACGGGAAAGACGAUCACGUUGGAGGUGGAGAGCAGCGACACCAUCGACAACGUCAAGGCCAAGAUUCAGGACAAGGAGGGAAUUCCCCCAGAUCAGCAGCGGCUCAUAUUUGCCGGGAAGCAACUGGAAGAUGGGAGGACCCUUGCGGAUUACAACAUCCAGAAGGAGUCUACCCUGCACUUGGUCUUGAGGUUGAGGGGUGGGACUAUGAUCAAGGUUAAGACGCUUACUGGGAAGGAGAUCGAGAUCGAUAUCGAACCCACCGAUACCAUCGAGAGGAUCAAGGAACGUGUGGAAGAGAAGGAAGGCAUCCCACCUGUCCAACAGAGGCUGAUAUAUGCGGGGAAGCAACUGGCUGAUGACAAGACGGCUCGUGAUUAUAACAUUGAGGGUGGUUCGGUCCUUCAUCUUGUGCUUGCUCUUCGUGGUGGUAGCUAUGAGUGAAGCUGUCACUCUUCGAUUCAUACGGUGUGGCAAGUCCCUGCCAUGAGUUUUCUAUCCUACAUACAUAAGCAUGCUACAUCUUAUGAAUUGCAAAAACUUUUAAAGUCACAUGCAAAUGGGUGUGAGGGUGCUCCAGAUGAAGGUUUCCUUCUGCUGUUAUCAUACAAUCGAUAGAUAAAUCACUUAUAUUGUUUUUUCUGUUGUC